Molecule: messenger RNA, 3774 nt
Organism: Symbiodinium sp. CCMP2592
Lineage: Eukaryota; Dinophyceae; Suessiales; Symbiodiniaceae
Source: the annotation of a GenBank genome assembly
AUGGCUCCCCGAGACAAGGAACGGCACAGUGCCAACCCGCGAUCUUCUGUCAGACAGCCGGAAAAGAAGUCUGGCGGAGGAGGGAAGUACACUGUCGGGAAGGCGGGAGACGAGAGAUGGGGUGCAGCCCUGAAGAGGGAAGAUCCCAACUACGACCCCGAGGAGAAGCGCAUUGAUCCCGAAGAUGGCUGUGCGUACACCUGGGAUGAACUGGCAGAGUUCUACCGUGGCAAGUACAAGAUGAAGCAGCUGGAGGAAUACUGGGAUUAUGAGUGCAAGCCGGCAAAGACGAGAAGCAGUCGUAAGGCUGCGCAGGUCAGCAAGGAUCCUACUCCAGCGGAGUCUGCGAAGCAGGUGCCCGGAAAGGGCAGCAAGGCGGCAACAGCGAAGCCGAAAGCAAAGGCGAAGGCGAAGCCCAAGGCCGAAGCGAAGCGGUUGCAGCAGGGAGACAUGGAAUCUGAUGGGCCCCUGGCGAAGGAGAUUGCUUUGCAUAUACCCUAUUUCCCGUUCAAGAAGAUCGAGAGGUUCUAUGACAUUCAGGGCCUGCUGCAGCACCCGAAGCUUCUCAAUGCGAUGUGUGCAGUCUGGGCCAAGCGAUUCCGAAAAAUGGGCGUGACAAAGAUCUGCGGCUUUGAGGCUCGUGGUUUCCUUUUCACGCCUGUUUCCAUCAAGCUUGGCGUGCCUUUCGUGAUGCUCCGCAAGGCUGGAAAGCUACCAAACACAAUCUCCAGCGGCCCGUACACAAAGGAGUACGACGGCUUGGACGAGAUGUGCGUGCAGAAGGGAGCCGUUGUCAAGGGCGACAAAGUCGUCCUCAUUGACGACCUGAUUGCCACAGGAGGGACACUCUGUGCCGGUAUCAAGCUCAUGGAAGCCUGUGAGGCGGAAGUGGUGGAAUGCAGUUGCAUGGUCGAGCUCAAGGCGUUGAAUGGCAGAGAGAAGUGCCUAGCCGCUGGAGCAAAGUCUGUGUGGGGCUAUAUCUCGGAGGAGCUUCUGACGACAAAGGCUGAGCUGCCAGACAACUAUGUCGAUGACGGCCAUCUUGCUUCGCAGGCUGUUGAGCAGAAGCAGGUGGCACAGCAGCAGGCAGAACGUGCUCGCUACAUGGUCUUGAAGGCUCAGGAGGAGAAGAAGCGAACUAUCAUCCAUGCCGAAGGCGAGAAAGAGUCGGCAAGGAUGAUUGGUGAUGCGAUCAAGGCCAAUCCAGGUUUCGUCGAACUGCGAAAGAUUUCGGUUGCGAAGGAGAUCUCUAGCUUGCUUUCCAAGUCCGCUAAUCGGAUGGUGCUCUCGACGGAGUCGCUUCUCAUGAGCCUCAGUGAGGACGCUGAUAGCAAGGAUGACCAGGAAUGGCUCCGACGCAUGAACUUCGGCAUCAUGCUCUACAAGGAGUUCGCGCACUGCUCAGAAAAGCAGAUCGGCCCCGCCGCCAUCCAGAGAGAACUCAUCGGAGAGGGCAUUGCUCUGGACGAGGUCGUGGCCAACAAACGCUCUUCGGGCUGGGCUGUCCGGCAAAGGCAAGCACAGCGCAACGACCUGGGCCACUUCUGCUAUGGUUGUGGGCAGCCUCUAAGAGAUCUGAACGAGGAGGUUACGGUCUGGACAGGCGCAGCGAUUUACCGUCGCUUCCAUCCUGCUUGCGCAGCUUCGUACGUCCUUCGCGCUGAUGGGCAGUCUGCUGUUGACAGGAGUCGAGACCGUGUGCGAGAUGAUGUCGUGGAGGGCUACGCAGAUGCUUGGCGGGCACCACGGCCGGUUCGGCCAGUAGAGGCUGCCAGGCAAUGGCUUCUCUCAGAGGAUCAGCGUGCCUGGGGCUCCCUUCGUGGAGACCUCUUCACGACAGUGACGGUCAACGAGAAUGGAAAGAAGAAGGCAGUUCCGGGGCUGUCUCAUGAACAGCUGCGCAUUCUGCAGAGCAAACACAGGUGGCAGCCAGAUUCCCCUGACUUCCGUGAAGGCCAGGAGCCAGAGCACCUCGAGUGCGCCGUCUGCUUCGCUGCCGCGAGCACAGAGACGACCAGACGACCUGACUGCAGCUUCCGUGAAGUCGAGGGGGCUGCCCUGUGCCCCUCAGCACGUGUUUCACCUCAGCUGCGUCCUCCCGUGGCUGAAGAAGGCAUGGCCUCAGUACUGGUCAUUUCGGCACCAGAGCCAGCUUUCCUAGCUAACUUCCUUUGGCGUGGCCGCCGGCCCUUGCCGAGUUUCCUUUCUCAGGCCCGGAAAGAUGCCCGCUUGGCCGAGGCACUCCGCGAGGCCAGGGAGUUGCAGGAGGAGCUGCAAAUGGAAGGAGCUGACCUUGCUCAGCUCCGCAUUGAGGCGGAUUUGGCUUUGAAGGAGAAGCAGCGCUGGGAGCAGCAGCUGGAGGUGUCGCGAAACUGCAUAAAGAAGUUGGAGACGCAGCUUCUGCAGUUUCGACGAGUGAAAGCAGAAGGAAAGCUGCAAACACAGGAGGCAGACCGACGGCUUCAUUCCCAAACGGAAGAGCUGAUGCGGCAGAGAGAAAGGCUACUACAGGAGAGGACUGCGCUUGAGCAACAAGCGGAAGAGCAUAGGCGUGAGGUCCAAGCGCUUAGCCUCGCCCUCAAGAAGUUCCUUCCGGCCAUUCAGAACGCGAAGGCACCCCCAGAUUGGCUGCUGAAGCAGGAGCUCUCAGUGGCUGAGCAGGAGGUGCAGGCCUACCAACACCAGCAAGACACAGUUGGCAUGGGCCUUCUUGAUGCUCAAAGAGAGCAGAAGGCAGCCACGCUGGAGUUGGAGCAGUGCCGCCGGCUUCUGUCCAGCACCGCUGAGCAACAGGAACUAUGCAGCAAGCAGGAGCUGAAAUUUCGCGAUGCAACUCGAGAGCUUGCAGAAGAGGCAGCAGUAGCAAAACGCGAGGAGGCAGCUGCCAGGGAGGAGGCAGCGGCACAGAAGCAGUUGCACGCAGAGCGUUCUGCGGCGCUGCGCAAGCUGCAGGUUGCAAAGGCCGAGCAGCUUCGCCAACUUCGGGAACUCGAGGCUGCCGUGGUUCGAUCCCGAGGGGAUUUGUCGGUGGAGAAGGCUGCUCGCAAGGCAUUGAGUGCAGAUCUUGAAGUCCGAUGUGGACGUUUGCGUGCCGAAUUGGAGGAGCAUGCAGCGCUUCGCUUCGAAGCAACAGCCGAGCGUGCCGUCCAGGAGGCUGAGAAUGCUCAGCUGGAGGCCAGCGCUGCGCGUUUUGCACUGCAGCUUCAAGCUGAUGAGGAAGCAAGAGCACAGAUGGAAGCCAAGCUGCUGUCCAGCAUGCAGCUUGCCGAGCGCCAGCAGUAUGAGCUGCAGGCUCAGGAGCUGCUGGGUCAGAAUUUGGCCGCGGAAGUGGCCGAGGGACGACGCAUGGAACAGGCACUGCAAGCAGAGUUGGCUCGUGAGCGAAUGUUGGCAAACGAGGCUAGCGGUGAGGUUGCUGCCCUCUUCGAGCAGCGGCAGCGCAAGGCACUGGAGGCUGAGGAGGCUUUGCAUCAGUGCGAUGCCGCGUUGCUGGCUAGCCAGGGAGCCGAAGAGGAGCUGCGGCAGCGAGAAAAGCAGCUGCAACAGUCGGCCAGGUCGUCUGAGCUGAUGCAUCAGACCUUGAUGCAGAGACUGUCGACCGUUCAUGACCAGGUUCGAGCUGCCGAAGACGCCCACGCUGCUGCCCUCGAAGAGUUGCGUGGCGAGCGCCGGGAGCAAUCCAGGUUGAAUCAGCGACUCCUGGUCGAAACCUCGAAGCAGCGGGCACUGCUGCUGCCAGGAGCACGUCACAUGCUUACAGAUGUCCCUAAGUAG